GAGAAGCAUUGGGUGGAGCGGAGUAGCGGAGGUCCACAAGCUCCUUCAGCCGCUAUCUAGGAAGGAUAGACGUAGGAUUUCCUCAAAUGGCCUCCCAAACUCUCCUGAAUCUGGGAACGAAGAUCGUCGCUGUCGGCCGCAACUAUGCCGCCCACGCCAAGGAGCUCGGCAAUGCCGUCCCCAAGGAGCCGGUGCUAUUCCUCAAGCCGACCUCGUCCUAUCUUCAGAACGGAGGCACCAUCGAGGUCCCUCACCCACUGGAAUCGCUUGAUCACGAGGUCGAGCUCGCCGUUGUCAUCGGUCAUAAGGCUCGCGAUGUUUCCGAAGCUGGGGCCAUGGAUUUUGUUGGUGGUUAUGCUAUUGCGUUGGAUAUGACUGCAAGGGAGAUUCAAUCUUCUGCCAAGUCUGCAGGUCUUCCUUGGACAGUAGCUAAAGGGCAGGACACCUUCACCCCAAUAAGUGCUGUCCUGCCAAAAUCUAUGAUCAAGGACCCAGAUAAUCUGGAAUUGUGGUUGAAGGUGGAUGAGGAAAUCAGACAAAAAGGCUCAACAAGGGAUAUGCUAUUCAAGAUACCUUUCUUGAUUAGCCAUAUAAGUUCUAUUAUGACUCUAAUGGAAGGAGACGUUAUAUUAACGGGUACACCUCCGGGCGUAGGGCCGGUGAGGAUUGGGCAAAAGAUCACAGCAGGCAUUACAGGUUUUAUCGACGCCCAUUUUGACAUUCAGAGGCGCCAAAAGACAAGCGAUUAGCAGCCGAAAAGCCACACAAGUUAAACCACAACCUGCUGCUUUUUAUCUGUUGCACCAUCCCUGUAAUUGCGUCACUGAUUUGGCUGCCACAAUGAAGUGGAUGUAACAAAGGAGUAUCAGUAAUUCUCUGCCUGCUGCUGACAAAUAUAAUAAUUUGGAAACAAAGUAAGGUAAGCUCUUGAUUGAAAAUUUUCUAGUUGUCCAAUUAUUUGCUAUACAUUUUUUAGUUAUUGUUUUUUGAAGUAUCUACUUAAUAAUUAGAAAUUAAUCAAAUAUAAAAUUUCAUGAUAAGCUUAAUAUAAA
Phalaenopsis equestris is the source of this 1052-nucleotide messenger RNA. Its product is annotated as acylpyruvase FAHD1, mitochondrial. Gene Ontology annotation, molecular function: acetylpyruvate hydrolase activity. The record is from RefSeq and is a predicted model, not a curated record. Gene Ontology annotation, cellular component: mitochondrion. The transcript has 7 exons. The coding region runs from base 87 to 749 and encodes 220 amino acids. NCBI's taxonomy places the organism in Eukaryota, Viridiplantae, Streptophyta, Magnoliopsida, Asparagales, Orchidaceae.